This is a messenger RNA of Haliotis rubra (blacklip abalone), 4714 nucleotides long. Its product is annotated as receptor-type tyrosine-protein phosphatase T-like. The record is from RefSeq and is a predicted model, not a curated record. Gene Ontology annotation, biological process: protein dephosphorylation. Gene Ontology annotation, molecular function: protein tyrosine phosphatase activity. The transcript is spliced from 27 exons. Bases 215 to 3679 code for a protein of 1154 amino acids. NCBI's taxonomy places the organism in Eukaryota, Metazoa, Mollusca, Gastropoda, Lepetellida, Haliotidae.
CGUAAGGUCAAGAGGUUUAUGGCGGUUUCCUAUGGUCACCCGAUGGUCCCUAAUGCCUUUCUGUAGGGGUUGCUGUCUGUAAUGUGUGUAGGGGUCAACACAGAUAUGAUCCCGGAACUUGGCCGUGGUCGUAUCACUGUUCAUUCAGAGCUAUAUAUGUAAUCACGUGAAGAUCGGAACAACAACAAGCUUCCUGGUGUACAGACUUUUCGUUAUGGAGGGCGUCAGACUGGCUGUCCUGCUGUCUUUCUGUCUGCUGGACAUUACAUCUGCCCGCUGCCCGGCAGGGAAAUACGGCAACAAUUGUGCUUACACAUGUAACUGUCAUCACACAGUGUGUUAUUCUACAGUUGGAUGCCUACCGCAGACCUGCAACCCUGGAUGGUCGGGAAGAACAUGCCAGAAGAAUAAUGUUGCACUUGGCAAACCAGCUUCAGCUAGUAGCAUCUACUUCCAACCAACCAAUGCGGUGAACGGGGUGAAAACCGGAUAUAGCCAAUCUACAUGUAUGCAUACACAUUUCAACGAUGCUGCCAUUAGGGCCGCCUGGUGGAGAGUGGAUCUUGGACAGACAACGUCAAUACAUUACGUCAGCAUAUACUUCAGGAAAGAUUAUAAGGUCCGGCGGAACGGUAUCAAGAUCUACAUAGCUGGCACUGCCGCCUCUCCAACUGAUGGAGUCAACUGCUAUACCGUGACAGGGAACAGAGAUGGAACAAACAUACCUGAUGUUUUGACUGCCACGUGUUCUGGUAGAGGGCGCUAUCUAGUUCUGUACACCACCACUGUAAACAAAGAAAUCUACAACAUCAUCGUACCUGUCCUGGAUUUCUGUGAAGUGGAGAUUAAUGUAUGUGGCCCUGGUACUUUCGGUGCUGACUGUGACAACUACUGCCACUGCGACGGCGAUGUGUGUGACUACGUCAGCGGCGUCUGUCCAAGUGGAGUCUGUCUGCCAGGCUUUCAAACAGAAAGGUGUGACACAGCGUGUAUCUAUGGCAGUUAUGGAACAAACUGCAAUCAGAAGUGUUCAGACAGGAAUUGCAAGGGCGACAACUCUAGCUGUGACAGAUCCACGGGGGAGUGUGUUGGCGGCUGCAAGGCAGGGUGGAAUGGAAUAGACUGCACACAGAAGUGCGUAGUUACCUACGGAGACAACUGUGCUCGCCUAUGCUCUGCCAGAAACUGCAGUGGAACGUCGUCAUCCAGCUGUGAUCACGUGACGGGGAAGUGUGACGGAGGCUGCAAGCCCGGCUGGAAGGACAAUGACUGUACAACAGUGUGCACCCAGGGGUUAGAGUACGGAGCUGACUGUGUGGGUAACUGCAGUGCCCGGAUGUGUGAAGGAGGGUCGGGCAUCUGUCCCAAAGAUACAGGACGGUGUGAUUCUAGCUGUGAGUCGGGGUGGCAGGGUGAAGACUGUUCACAGGUCUGUAGUCUUGGUUCAUUCGGUGUCAACUGUACUGGAGAAUGUGGAGAAUGUCGUGACGCCAGCGACUGUCACCAUGUCAACGGAAGCUGCCUCACGGGAUGCAGCGAUGGGUGGACUCACCAGACAUGUACACAGAAGCUGGUUGAAACACCAUCGUCCAAUAUAGGAGUUAUAGCAGGCUCUGUAGGUUCCAGCUUUCUUGUAGCAGCCAUUGUUGUUACCGUCGUUGUCUUACUCAGACGGCGGAGACAUCCACACUCAACGAAAACAGAUAAACAUGCAGAUAUAUCCCAAGAGCAGACAGAAGACACUCUAUACAUGGUGGAAAACCCUGUGUAUGACAGUACUAUGGAUGUGGACGAGAAACACGAUCUUGAGUAUGCCAAUGCUGUAGACGUGGACGAGAACCAUGAACCUGUGUAUGCGAGUGCUGUGGAUGUAGACGAAAACCAAGACACUGUAUGCGCCAGUGCUGUAGAUGUGGGCGAGAAGCAUGACGUCGUAUGCACCAGUGCUGUAGAUGUGGAGGAGGCGAACGAGGACGACGCGGAGAGGGAUGAUGUGAAGGAGGACCACAGUGGCACGUACUACAACAUAACAAGUGCUCCUGCAGUAACACUGGUGUCCAUAGAGCAGCUGGGGGAUCGGAUCAAGGAGCUGCAGGUGCCCGUCGGGGGAUUCCAAGCAGAGUACCAGAAACUACCCACUACUUUCACCCGUUCCUACAACGACUCUCAGCUAGAUGUCAACAAGUGGAAAAACAGAUUCCUUAAUUAUUACCCAUAUGAUGACACCCGGGUCAGGUUGCAAACACUGCCAGGCAAGCCUGGUUCUGACUACAUAAAUGCAAGCUACAUUGACGGCUACUCCCAACCUAAAGCCUACAUUGCAGCGCAAGGUCCUACUGAACAGACGCUGACUGACUUCUGGAGGUUGAUCUGGGAAAAGAACUGUACAAGAAUCAUCAUGCUGACUAACCUCAUGGAGAUGGGAAAGGUGAAGUGUGUAACAUACUGGUCGGACAAAAGAGAUUUGACUGUGGGGAAUUUCCACAUCGUUGUAACUAACUCAAGCCAGCGAGCACAUUGGGUCGUGAGAGAACUACAAGUCACAGAUAUGAAGACCAGCACUUGUCGGUGCUUCAACCAAUUCCAUUUUACAACUUGGCCGGAUCAUGGGACACCCGAGGAGACCGCCUUGACUGAGUUUCUGUGGCUGGUAAGGAAAGCGCCCAUCACAAAAGAUGACUCUCUACUGGUGCACUGCAGUGCAGGGAUCGGCCGAACAGGAACCUACAUCGCUGUGGACUACCUAUUGGACCAGGCUCUGGCUGAAGAUAAGGUCGAUGUGUUUGGUUGUGUCUCAAAGAUGAGAGACCAGAGGAAGGGCAUGAUACAGACCAAGGACCAGUACAAAUGUGUUUACAUGACCUUGCAAGAGGCUCUGGAGUUUGGAAACACAACCAUGGAUAUGCAGGAGUUCAAUCAAAAUCGAAGUGAGAACAGAACCUUCAAGAUGGGACGCAUAGAACCCACACAGUUAAUACAGAUCCUGAAUGCUAAAGGAGAGUUCUCAAGAAAAGAAGCCAAGGCCAAGGGGGAUGUAUACGUCAAUGGGCACUCGCACAUUCUGGGUGCACGGUCACAGUCUCACCUGUCCAUGAAAGGCUAUCUGCUGACUGAAGCUCCCUCCGUCAACACGGCGUCUCUGUUCUGGAAGCUCAUACAACAACAGGAGUCUUCUACUGUCAUUGUCCUGCCAGACUCGCACCAGAAUCUGUCCAGCUAUGUGCCAUCUCCAGGAGACAGCCUGAACCUGAGUCCAGUCAGUUUGAGAUGUUCAACAGAGAACACAAUCAACCCCGACAUCGUGCUCAGGAACGUUAACGUACAGAUUGACGACCGUCCGCCAUCCCCAGUACAUGUGUACAUAAUGAACCAGUUUCCAGAAGACUCCCACUCCAUGCUGUUGGAACUCCUAGAACAAGUAGACCUUCAUACGACUGGGGAUGAAUCCCAACCAGUAACUGUCAUCUACAGUGAUUCUGACAGAAAGAGAGGUGCAAUGUUGUGCAUCCUGAGCAAUAUUGUUCAAGGCCUGAAGUAUGACAAAACAGUUGAGAUCUACAACAACAUGAAGGCUAUGUCGCACUGCCUGGAUCAAGAUAUCACACAGGCGGACGUUGCUCUUUGUUAUGACGUAGCUUGGGCGUUCAUAGAGUCCCAAAGCAUCUAUGCAAACGUGUAACAAGCAACUAUUCUCCUUCAUGGACCAACAAACCCGAAGUCUCCAACUCGCAGACCUGAUUUGAUACCAUCAGCACUCCCAUUCGUAAUGAAUUUGUAUUUGUUGUCGCGCAUGUAAUUUGUCCCAACAUUUGCUCUUAUUGUACUGUUAUUUGUUAAUGAUUGCCAUAUGAAUAAGUUGACCAUCGAUCCUUAAUCCUGGAUUCACCGAUUUAUAUCAAAAAUACAUCUUAAAAUGAUCUUUGUUUCGUGCUUGUUUCAUAAGUUAGAAGACUAGUUUUAUUAUUUUGUAAAGAAUGUUAUACUUUUGACAUACAAGUAAAUAUAUUGAGGUCACAGAAAAAUCAUAUCUUCAGGCAUAAUUUCUUAAAAUUCUGUGUUUGUAUGUGUGUGAUUGAUGAUAUCACCUAUAAAAUAUGUAAUAAAUUUCAAAUUCUGUCAUCUGUCUGGAACUGAGGCCUCACUCACACGUGAUUCGUGACAAUUACCACAUUAUAAGGUUCAUUUUAUAUAAUGUGAAUUAUAUCACCGAAUGAUAUUUUUUGUAUUAAACUACAAGAACGACACACACAUGUCUCCUUACAGCAGGACAUUGAUGGCAUCCGAUCGCUAUUUUGUACCUGUACCUGUUCAAAAGUUUGAAAUAAAUCUAUUGGAAGAUAAAUAAUGUGCACAAACACACGUAUCACCCGUUUUCAAAUUGUGUUUAUCUCACCACUUGUGCCAACGGUGUCGGUUGUUUGGGCAUAGAAUGCAAAAUCAGACGUACACGCAAUACAAAUAUCUGGACGCCAUUGUAAAGACCCGCCUCAAAACUUCAGUAAACACACAGUUUACACUCCAGAAAAGAAUUAAACAUACAACUUUAUGGCUGAUAAUUUUACCAAACAUUUAUGCAAAAUGAAAAUUCAUAUAUAAUUCAUAACGUCAAACUAGAAAGACAUAUGUGUCGGUUACUCAUGCAUGGUUCAGCUUCUCGUUGCGUUGUUGCUGUUCUUAUCAUUUUUUCUGUUUCCAAUAAAGAUAUUUGAUACUA